This is a messenger RNA of Salvia hispanica, 3328 nucleotides long. Its product is annotated as auxin response factor 17-like. The record is from RefSeq and is a predicted model, not a curated record. Gene Ontology annotation, biological process: regulation of DNA-templated transcription; response to hormone. Lineage: Eukaryota; Viridiplantae; Streptophyta; Magnoliopsida; Lamiales; Lamiaceae. Gene Ontology annotation, cellular component: nucleus. Gene Ontology annotation, molecular function: DNA binding.
GCUAUAGACAGAGAGAUAAACAUAGUUCACAAAAGUAACUCAUCAUUUUCUUCCUAGUUUGCUUUUCCCUUACUUACUAAAAACUUUACUUCAUUUAUUCCUCGGACCAGUCUUCUUCUUCUUUAGGGUUUUGUCCCAACCAUUAACUCCAAAAAGCACCUCAAGAUCUGCUUCGCCUCUUGUUUUCCUCAAUUUUUCACUUUGCAAUUCGCUCCAUUUCUUCUCACGUCGCUCGUAUUCAACUUAAAAGAGGGAAAAUUGAAGAAAGGGGUGGAAAAUUUGGGGGUAAAUGUGAGUUGGGAUGAAAGGAAUUGCCAUUUUCGGGGGGCUUUCGGAGGAGGGGGGUGGGUGGUUAGGAUGAGGUUGAGUGUUUAAGCUUCUUUGUUUUUUGUUUUUUGCUUUUCUAGUUCUAUUUUAGGAAUAAAAAUUGAGUCUUUAUUUCCUCUUUUGGAAUAUGAGGCUGUCUUCUUCUUCGUCUUCAACUAGUACUGCAUUUAAUGCUCAGGCGGAGGAAGGGGAGAAGAAAUGCUUGAAUUCGGAGCUCUGGCACGCGUGUGCCGGACCGCUGGUUUCGCUUCCCCAGCUCGGGAGCCGGGUGGUUUAUUUCCCUCAAGGCCAUAGUGAGCAGGUUUCCGCCUCUACGAACAAGGUAGUAGACAGUGCUAUCCCUAACUAUCCUGGCUUGCAGCCGCAGCUAAUAUGCCAACUUCACAAUGUUACCAUGCAUGCAGAUGUUGAAACAGAUGAGGUCCACGCUCAAAUGACUUUGCAGCCACUUACCCCUCAAGAGCAGAAGGACAUAUGCCUACUACCGUCAGAGCUUGGCACUCCAAGCAAACAGCCAACGAAUUACUUCUGUAAGACGUUGACUGCUAGUGACACCAGCACUCAUGGAGGAUUUUCUGUCCCUCGUCGAGCAGCUGAGAAAGUUUUUCCUCCUCUUGACUACUCUCAAACCCCUCCGGCUCAAGAAUUAAUCGCGAAGGAUCUUCACGGAAACGAGUGGAAGUUUAGGCAUAUAUUUCGGGGUCAGCCGAAGAGGCAUCUCCUAACAACCGGUUGGAGUGUGUUCGUGAGUGCGAAGAGACUUGUUGCUGGAGAUUCUGUUAUUUUCAUCUGGAACGAAAACAACCAAUUAUUCUUGGGGAUUCGGCGUGCAAAUCGAUCUCAAACUGUCAUGCCUUCGUCAGUGCUGUCGAGUGAUAGUAUGCACAUUGGGCUUCUUGCUGCUGCUGCCCAUGCUGCGGCGACAAAUAGCCGGUUCACCAUCUUCUAUAAUCCCAGGGCUUGUCCAUCGGAGUUUGUGAUACCUCUCGCAAAAUAUGCCAAAGCAGUUUAUCAUACGAGAGUUUCUGUUGGUAUGCGCUUUAGGAUGCUUUUCGAAACUGAAGAAUCAAGCGUCCGCAGGUAUAUGGGUACAAUUACGGGAGUCAGUGAUUUGGAUCCGGUUCGUUGGCCGAGCUCGCAUUGGCGCUCAGUGAAGGUCGGAUGGGACGAGUCGACUGCAGGGGAGAGGCAACCCAGAGUGUCCUUGUGGGAGAUCGAACCUCUAACGACUUUUCCCAUGUACCCAUCUCCAUUCUCUCUCAGAUUGAAGCGACCGUGGCCAUCUGGAUUGCCAUCAUUUCCUGGUCUUAAAGAUGGCGAUAUGGGGAUGAAUUCUUCUAUGGCGUGGCUUCGUGGGGGUGUCGGAGAUCAAGGCCUUCAGUUUCAGGGUGUAUCCCCUUGGAUGCAACCGAGGCUAGACCCUUCGAUGCUCUGUUUACAACCCGAUAUUUACCAAGUGAUGGCAGCUGGCGCAAUGCAGGACGCGGGGUCGUUGGAUCCCUUGAAACUCUCCAAUCAGUCCUUCCUGCAGUUCCAGCAGAGCGCCCCUAACGUUUCUGCAUCGCUGUUGCAGAAUCAGAUGCUGCAACAGCCUCAUUCUCAACCAAACUUCCUGCAGAACCUUCCGGAGAACAGCGUUGUUUCUCAGUCUCAGAUGUUGCAUCAGCAAUUGCAGGGCCGUCAGUCGUUUAUCAAUCAUCUUCAGCAGCAGCAGCCGAAUCCACAAUUUCAUGAUCAGCUGAUGAAAAAAUCUAUUCCGACUAGCUUGCAGAUAGGAUCGGCUUCCGAGUCUCAGUUCACGCCCGUGCAGGUCUUGUCGUCGACGAGCCAGCUACAGAACUUCUCCGACCUCAUCGGGAACCAUAUGGCUUCGUCUAACAACUCUUCAAUGCAAAGCAUUUUAAGCUCAUUUUCCAGUGAAGGAAUGUCCCCGAAUGUGAACUUGAACGGACCUCAUCCUCUCGUCUCCCAUUCCUCGUCAAAACGAGUAGCGUUAGACCCACAGCUGCCUUCCAGGGUUUCUCAAUUCGGAGUGCCCCAUCCAGAAGAGCUGGUGAUGCCUAAUUCUAAGGUCUCGGACCUUUCAGCUCUGCUUCUGCCAUUCAAUGGUAUCAAUGGUAAAGCACAUCCGGGUUUAAAUGGCGUGGCACAUUCUCACGACAAUUUGAUGUUCGGUGCUGGUACGGAUUCAUCGGCUAAUAUGCUGUCUGGUAUGUCAAACCCUAGAAACAACAGCAACGAGAACGAAUCAUUGUCGAUGCCGUAUGCGACCACCCCCACAUUUCCAAGUGGUGCAGCCACCGAAUUUCCUCUCAACUCGGACAUGACUACCUCCAGUUGUGUAGACGAGUCGGGUUACAUGCAGUCCUCGGAAAACGUGGACCAAUCUAAUCCAACAUCGAGAGCCUUUGUGAAGGUUCAUAAGUCGGGAUCUUUUGGACGGUCACUCGAUAUCUCCAAAUUCAGCAGUUACUCAGAGCUGCGGAGCGAGCUUGCUCGCAUGUUUGGGCUCGAGGGCCUGUUGGAAGAUCCUCAGAGAUCAGGCUGGCAGCUUGUAUUCGUUGACCGAGAGAAUGAUAUUCUUCUCCUCGGCGAUGAUCCUUGGCAGGAAUUCGUGAACAGCGUGUGGUACAUCAAGAUUCUGUCGCCUCUCGAAGUGCAGCAAAUGGGCAAAGAGGGCCUCGAUCUUCCAAAUUCGACCCAAAAUCAUUGGCUCUCCACCACCAGCAACAGCUGCGAUGACUACGUGAGCCGGAAGGACUCCAGAAGCAACUUAAACAGCAUACCGUCCGUAGGAUCUCUCGAAUACUGACCGAUGUAACGUCGGCCUCUCGGUUUCCUUUUCCAGUGGUAUGUAACAUUGCUGUAUGUAUGUUUUAUGAUGAAUCCUUCUGUUGUUAGGACUCUUAGACUAAUUUUUAAGAACAUCCAUCGCAAUCUGUAACGAGAAAAAAAAAUAGCCGACUUUUGUUGCUAUACAGUUUUUGAAUUUUUAGUUUUU